Messenger RNA from Fukomys damarensis (Damara mole-rat), 924 nucleotides. RefSeq names its product methylcytosine dioxygenase TET2-like. The coding region runs from base 1 to 924 and encodes 307 amino acids. The transcript is spliced from 4 exons. The record is from RefSeq and is a predicted model, not a curated record. Gene Ontology annotation, biological process: positive regulation of transcription by RNA polymerase II; oxidative demethylation; myeloid cell differentiation. Gene Ontology annotation, cellular component: nucleus. NCBI's taxonomy places the organism in Eukaryota, Metazoa, Chordata, Mammalia, Rodentia, Bathyergidae. Gene Ontology annotation, molecular function: DNA 5-methylcytosine dioxygenase activity.
AUGAACCACAGGCCACAGCCACAGCUGCCGCCACAGCGAGCCCCCCAGGGCCCCCAGCCGGAGCCUGCCGGCGCCUACUCCCCUGGCGGCCCCGGCCUGUACAUGAGACGGCCCAGCCCAAUCAGUCCGUACCCCAGCUCCUGCCACGCAGCAGACAUGUACAGAGGCGCCAGCCCCAUGAGCAUCUAUUCCUCCUCACCCCAAGCUGCAGCUUCAUAUUUGAGUUCUAACGCCAUGGCCCCCUACCCCGGGCUCUUAAAUUCGAAUAGCCAGUACCCAGCCUAUCAGUGCAACGGGACCGCGUCCAUGGACAGCUGCCCACCGUACCUGAGCCCCUACUCUCCCCAGUCCCAGCCCAUGGACCUGUACAGGUACCCGAGCCCAGAGCACCUCGCUAAGCUAAACCUCCCACCCAUCCACACCCUGUACCAGCAGAGGUUCGCAAACACCCAGAGUUUCCCCUCCAAGUUCUUGGGCUGCGGCAACCUGACUGGGCAGGGCGAUGCCUUCGGCGCCUGCCCCGUGCGGCCCAGCGUCCACCACGCGGGACCCUACCCGCCUUACGCCACCCACGAGAUGGACGAGGACGACGAGGCGUGGUCGGACAGCGAGCAGAGCUUCCUGGACCCCGACAUCGGGGGCGUGGCCGUGGCCCCUACCCACGGGUCCAUCCUCAUCGAGUGUGCCAAGCGCGAGCUCCACGCCACCACCCCCUUGAACAACCCCGACAGGACCUGGCCCACCAGGAUCUCGCUCGUCUUCUACCAGCACAAGAGCAUGAACGAGCCCAAGCACGGCCUGGCGCUCUGGGAGGCCAAGGCGGCAGAGAGAGCCCGGGAGAAGGAGGAGGAGUGCGAGAAGUACGGGCCCGACCACGUGGCCCAGAAGGCCCACGGCAAGAAGGCGAAGCGGGUGGCUGGCUAG